Exophiala viscosa is the source of this 1160-nucleotide messenger RNA. RefSeq lists its product as uncharacterized. NCBI's taxonomy places the organism in Eukaryota, Fungi, Ascomycota, Eurotiomycetes, Chaetothyriales, Herpotrichiellaceae. The record is from RefSeq and is a predicted model, not a curated record. Bases 156 to 941 code for a protein of 261 amino acids. The transcript has a single exon.
CAGAACGUACUCGUGUUAGAUGGGUGGAUCGCCAAAAAAAGACCUACUAACUUGACAAUGAUAGGACUACCACCGCAUCAGCUUUCCGAUUGUCGAGGAAAAAGCUGUUGGUAAGUUAUGACUUACAACAUCGUGCUCGAAGGAUUCCUUGAUUGAUGUUGACUUCGCCAUCCUUUGGAAAUCCGAAAUCGCUAGACUUGUCAACAAGGUAUUUAAUCUCAUGCAGCCUCCUAAAUCAAUUUCACCACAGACCCCCCCGUCCUCAAAAGUCGCUUGCAUUGCUUUUCUCCUCACUGUUCCAGAUGACCAGGAGUCUUGCAACCGGCAAGAUGACGGAAAGACUACCCAUGGCCGAAGUCCCGACCGGUCACUCCAUCGAGUCCAUCCCGCAACUUCAACAAGAUAUGAAUCACACUGCAUUUAGCAAAGACAACAACACGGCAGAGAGACAAUCCCCUCCCCAGAUGGCGUCCAUCCGGGGCAACCAAGCGGCACACCGUCAGGCUCCUCUUCACCCGAACGACGUGGAAUUUCUUUCCUGGCUCCAACAUCUUCUACUGGUCGCACCAUUACUCAUCGCUUUCCUCUACUUCGCAUUUUCCGAACCCGAAACACCACGUGAGUAUAGGAACAGAUCCGCAGUCUUCAUCGCCCUUGUCGGUGGCUUCUGUGCAAAUGCACUAGAUUUUGCCAGUCAGCGGGGGUUCGAACAGCCGCAGGCCCAUCCCACGUUUGAUAAGUGGUCAAAGGAAAUGGCCAGGAUAUCAGCAAAUUAUGUUCUUGCUAUUAUGUACAUGGAGGCCUAUUAUUGGCUAUAUGAGGGUCCAGAAGGGCACGGUGAGCCACUUGCCGGGGCAAACGGCGCUGCCUGGAUGAAUAGGACUGUCUGGGCAAAUGGCACUGUCGGUGUGCAGGCGCCGAUUGGCUUCAAGUCGACAUAGAUGUAACACAGCGAUUCCGAUGAGCUGCUGUAAGGGCAAGGCCUGUUUCGAAGCCGCCGAGAACUGGAGUUGUACCCUGGUUUAUCCUCCGUAAUAUGGUACCAAUUCUGCUAGGAACAAGUUUGAUGUGUUUCCCCUACAGGAUGAGUCUUCUUAGGGCUCAGGCUCCUUUACUUCAACCUCGGUCCCUACCCUUUGCGCAUUCCGCUGAAUGAGACC